Messenger RNA from Annulohypoxylon maeteangense, 1460 nucleotides. RefSeq lists its product as uncharacterized. The coding region runs from base 305 to 1072 and encodes 255 amino acids. Gene Ontology annotation, molecular function: oxidoreductase activity. The transcript has a single exon. NCBI's taxonomy places the organism in Eukaryota, Fungi, Ascomycota, Sordariomycetes, Xylariales, Hypoxylaceae. The record is from RefSeq and is a predicted model, not a curated record.
GCGACUCCAGCUCAUCGACCUCAAGCAAUUCGGCAGCUUCCCAACCAUCACACCCGAGCAAGCCCACGCCGAGGCUCAACCUCUGUCGAUCAUUCUAGGCGACGGGCCCCAGUUCACCGGCAAGAAGUCAUCGAAGACGACGACGACGAGCAAGGCCCCGGCAACCGCCCAAGAGAUCACCACCGAGGACACUACCGCCGCCGCAGACGGCACAUGUGACCGUAACAACCCAGCAGUCCGAUUCGAAUGGAGGAAUUACUCAGCUGACGACCGCAAGGCCUUCGUCAACGCCAUUAAGUGUCUAAUGGGCAAGCCGUCAUCGGGCAACUUCCAAGGCGCGCAAAACCGCUACGAGGACAUCGUCUCAGUGCACCAGCAACUAACACCGCAAAUCCACCAACGCGCCGUCUUCCUCGUCUGGCACCGGUACUACGUAUCCGUGUUCGAGUCCCUCAUGCGCGAGGAGUGCGGCUUCGACAGGGCGUUCCCGUGGUGGGACGAGACCCUCGACGCCGGCAAAUUCGCACAGUCCGACAUCUUCACAGACGCGUACUUCGGACCCUUACCGGCGAAGACGUCGGAUGGCCAGGGAACAUGCAUCCAAUCAGGCACCUUCGGCGGGACAACACUGCACGUCGGCCCCGGCAGCGGGUUCACAGACCACUGUCUCGCGCGCGCCGUAGACGAGAGUCUAACGGGGACCGUAACCUCCUCCUUCGUAUCGGACUGCAACUCGCGGACCUCCUACGACGACAUGCGGGGGUGUCAAGAACUCGGACCGCACGCGUACGGACACAACGGCGUCGGGGCCGUGAUGGCCGAAGUGCAGGCGUCUCCGGGCGACCCGAUAUUCUUCAUGCACCAUUUAUUCGUGGACCACUCGUUCCGCAUCUGGCAGAACGGCGACGCCUCGCGCACGCAGAGCAUCAACGGCUGCGCCGACGCGAAUAACCCGUGCACCCCCAUCACCAUGGACUACGUCCUCACCUCUAACGGGCUGCGGCCGAAUACUACUGUCUCCCAGGUCAUGGAUACCCUCGGCGGAUACCUGUGCUACCGAUACGAUUACUAGGCGAGCGAGCGCGUGGCUGUGGUGAGAGAUAUACAUAUUAGAUUUAGACGUUCCUUAUUUAUCGCGACGGUCAUCUCGGGUUUUCAUUUCGAUGAUGCCGUCCUACCUACUUACCUACCAACCUAACAUUCUCCGUACUUAUUACCUCUUAUUGGAUACAGGCGUUGGGGGCGGCAAGCGGCGGGGGGCUAUUAUUAGGGCGAGAAGAGCAAAAACAAAGGGCGGCUUUCGACCGCAUCUGACGACGAUACACCUUGAUAGAAAAGGGAGAGCCCAGGAGCAACAAUCCUUAUUUACGUAUUAAUUAUACCCAGCGGAAUUGUUUGGUACAUAGAGAAAGACGCUAUCAGUAUAUUUUCAAUUGAAGAAAAUUUCACUUCUUUUUAAA